AUGUGCAAGUCUCCACGCACCACCUCCCGCAUGGGGAAGUUGGAGGGAGCAGGAGCUUUGGGAUAUAAGCUUCGCCUUCACCUCAUCUCCCCCUCACUCCGAUCUUGUCGUCCGUCCUCCCGUCACCAUCGUCGUCUCUUUUGGCCCUCGGUGCUUUGCGCUGCAGUUCUUUGCUACUUUGUCUGGUCUUCCGCCUUUGCAAGCACUGCCACGAUGCGUUCGUCUCUCUUCUCUGCCGCCGCUGGAGCAGCUCUGUUCCUACCGGCCUCAACCGCCCAGUUCGUUGGCGGCCCCGGGGGCAACACAUCUGCCGUCACCCCACGCCCCGACGAGGACGGCAAAUACUGGAUCUUCAGUGACCACCUCAAGGCCGGCUUCAUCCCCUACGGUGCCUCGAUCUCGGAUCUCAUUAUUGCGGACAAGUAUGGUGUUCCCCGCGACAUUGUCGCCGGCUUCGACAACGCCAGUUACUACAGCAUUGACACCCAGCACCCUCACUUCGGUGGUGUUCCCGGUCGUUAUGCAAACCGCAUCAAGAACAGCACCUUUGAGAUUGACGGCGAAACGUACAAGGUUGACGCCAACGACAACAAGGGUCUGAACACCCUACACGGUGGCUCGGACGGUUGGGACUACCGCAACUUCACUGUUGUUUCUCAUACCAACAACAGCAUUACAUUCUCCAUUACGGAUCCCGACGGAAAGGAGGGCUUCCCUGGCGAGGUCGUCUCGCUUAUCACUUACACUGUGAUUGACUGGAAUUGGGAGAUCAAGAUGAUUGCCAUUCCAACAACCAAGAAGACGCCUAUCAUGCUCAGCAGCCACACUUACUGGAACCUUGACGGUUUCGCCAACAACGAGACUAGCACGGCCCUCAACCACACCCUGCACAUGCCUUACAACGGCCAGAGAGUGGCGGUUGAUAACAUCCUGAUUCCCACGGGAGAGAUUCUACCUAACGCCAAGGGUUCCGUCAAUGACUUCUGGAGCGCUCCCAAGGAGAUUGGCGCCGACUUCUCCAAGAAGGAGCUCGAGAACAACUGUGGCCUGAACUGCACCGGCUAUGACAACUGCUGGAUCGUCAACCGCAACGAUCUCGGCCCUUACAACUGGCGUACCGAAGGCUACGUCGCCCGCUUGCAAUCCGCCUGGUCCGGUAUUCAGGUCGAUGUCUACUCCGACCAGGAAGCCUUCCAGAUGUACAGCUGUAACCAGCAGGAUGGCUCCAUGGCCCUCAAGAAGUCACAAGGUCUGUUUGACAACGCUGACUUCCCUCGCAUCAUCCCCAAAUACGGCUGCGUUGUCCUCGAGGUCCAGGACUGGAUUGACGGUAUCAACAACCCCGCUUGGGGCCGCGGCAAGAAGCAGAUCUUCGAGCCUGGUGGUGACCCGUAUGUCCUCCAAGCCAGCUACCGCUUCAGCGUCAACUCCACCAUUGGUGCUUAA
Messenger RNA from Colletotrichum truncatum, 1446 nucleotides. Its product is annotated as aldose 1-epimerase. Lineage: Eukaryota; Fungi; Ascomycota; Sordariomycetes; Glomerellales; Glomerellaceae. The record is from RefSeq and is a predicted model, not a curated record. Gene Ontology annotation, biological process: beta-D-galactose catabolic process via UDP-galactose, Leloir pathway; glucose metabolic process. Gene Ontology annotation, molecular function: carbohydrate binding; aldose 1-epimerase activity.